Messenger RNA from Maylandia zebra (zebra mbuna), 5315 nucleotides. RefSeq names its product 3'(2'), 5'-bisphosphate nucleotidase 2 (gene bpnt2). Gene Ontology annotation, molecular function: 3'-nucleotidase activity. Gene Ontology annotation, biological process: phosphatidylinositol phosphate biosynthetic process. The record is from RefSeq and is a predicted model, not a curated record. Gene Ontology annotation, cellular component: endomembrane system. Lineage: Eukaryota; Metazoa; Chordata; Actinopteri; Cichliformes; Cichlidae.
UGAGCAGUCGCGACAUCUGUAGGUGCAUAGGGAAAAUGAGUGAACAGAGGUGUGUUUGUUCUGCUGUGAACACUUGGCUCGUUUCAGUUAGUUAACAGCGAGAACCAGGAGCGGGGGAGCUGUCCAAGAAUCGGAAUGUCGUUCUAAACGGGAGCGGUGGCCUCGUUUUUGGGUGAAUUCUCUCAGACAUGUCGGACGAUGCUAAACGGCUAGUCAGCUGCUAAAAAAUAGGCAGUGUGUUGGGUUAUUUGACAGCUUGUUUCCUAGCUUUGUUUUAGCACAGUCGACGUGUUUAUCAGAAGAUUAGCUGGCAGUUGUGAGGCAACGCGGAUCUAGGUUUUCGUGACUGGCGGCGGGGGACAGCCACGUCAGCUAGCUCCUGUAAGCACUUAUGUGCUUUUAUUUUGGAUUUGAGUAAUCAUUUUCCGGCUAAAAAACCCGAAAAGGCUCUCCGUGUAGCCAUGGCUCCGAUGGGUAUCCGGUUGUCACCGCUCGGUGUGGCGGUGUUCUGUCUCCUUGGAGUCGGUGUCAUCUACCACCUGUAUUCCGGGGUCAUCUCCAGCCGCCUGGCUGCCUUCAGGUCCCAGACUCCCCUCUCAACACAGCAGAGAAGAACAGUGGACUUGAGGGACCUGUUGGCUGUCUCAAUGGAGGCAGCAGAACUAGGUGGCAAAGAGGUAAAGCAGGUGCGUGAAGAAAAUGUCCUGCAGGAGAAAUCAAAGGGCAAAACAAAGGAAGGAGCUAACGAUCCACUCACUAUGGGCGACCUGCAGUCUCACAGAAAGAUGUUUUACCUACUGAAGAACACAUUCCCUGAAGUUACGGUGAACAGUGAAGAACACGACAACAUGGAGGAUAAUUCAAUACAAUGGAGCCAGAACAUUCCAGGUGCAAUAAGUGAGAAGUUUAAGGGGAGCAGUGACAUUCCAGUCGAGAGCAUUACUGUGUGGAUCGAUCCCCUAGACGCGACACAGGAAUACACAGAGAAUCUGGUGAAAUAUGUGACCACCAUGGUGUGUGUGGCUGUAGAUGGUAAACCUGUGAUUGGAGUUGUACACCAGCCAUUUGCUGGCUUCACUGCCUGGGCGGUCGUAGGUCAUGGAUCAAAUGUGAAUCGCCGCUCAUCCUACAACGCCAGCCCUAAGAAAGUGAUAGUAUCACGUUCUCACUCUGGAAAAGUUAAAAAUCGUAUUCGGAAUGCUUUUGGAAACAGCACAACAAUCAUAGAAGCAGGUGGAGCAGGAUACAAAGUACUGUCACUGCUGGACACACAUUCAAGUGAGACAAGCCUUACAGAGGAGGCAGAUGUUUACGUCCACACCACCGUUAUUAAGAAGUGGGACAUCUGUGCUGGUGCUGCACUACUGACUGAACUGGGGGGCCAAAUGACAACUCUAAAGGGAGAGAACAUCGACUACAGAGGAGCUCCAGAAAAUGAAGGAGGACUGGUGGCCAGUGUAGGUAUAGAUCACGAGGCCUUACUGAAAAGACUACGAGGUAACACAGACAAUGACAAGCAGUGAAACACACGGAGACAGGGCCAUAGGUGGUUUGAUUAGGGUGACACAGCAGCCAGCAAGAGUGGGCUGGAAACAUAAUCAGGCCUGCAUGAUUUCAUCAUCAUGGGACACCAAACAUCUACCAUCAAGUUGCACUGGAGUCACAAUUACCAGCAUGGACAAAAGAGCAGGACUGUGGAGCCAAAUUGGCUAUGACUGGAAACUGCAACAGCUGGCACAAUGGCUCUGAAUACUCACUCCUCUGAAAGCAUACUUUCUUGCAGUGUGGAGAACCGACAUGUCUUCCUUUUGUCAGGAACUUGCAUACAAGGACAUACAGUGGAAAACAACCCCCCACCCCCCAAACUGAGGAGCACAACACUGAACACUGCAACAAAACCCACAGAGGGACAUCUCUGGUGUUCAUCGUCUUUAUCACAACAAUCAGAAGAGAAAACAAGAAUAAGAAAAGAACAUGUUACAGGCAAGCACACUAGAAUACUCAUCAAGAUUGAGUAAUCCCCCUCAUUAUUAUUAUUAUUAUUAUUAGUAUUAGUAGUAGUAGUAGUACUAAUAGUACCAUAGUAGUAUUAUUUGAGACUGGGCAAAUACACUCCAUAUGUCUUCAUAUCAUAAACUUCCACUGUAAUAUGGGGUUAACUACCCUAUGUUAUAUGAACACAUCACAGUUCACUUGUAAUAGUUUACUUUGCUGUUCUUGAUCACACUUGAGCUGCAGGUCUAUCAAACUGUAGUCCAGGGUCUCUUGUAAUAUAUACACCCAUCCAUCCAUCCUCUUCCGCUUAUCCUUGUCAGGGUCGUGGGAGGGCUGCAGCCUAUCUCAGCUACACUGUAAAAUAUAUUCAGUCACGAGUCAGUCAGCACAUGUAUUUCACAAGAUGUAGUCCAAAAUGUCUGCUUCUACUCCUAUAAAAAUCAAAAGGCUAUUUGCGGUCUGAUCCUGGGACAAAUACAAAUUGAUGAUGUAGCAUGCUCCUGACCUGAUAGACCACCUUUGGGCUUGGACACUGAAAGCUGCUUUUUAGUCUGCGAGUUGUGACUCACGGCCUGUUUCUAUUCAUCCUGAGAGCUGCAUGAAGGUUUGGUCGUUUCGACACAGGUUGUGAUGUUUGCUCUCUGUGAAGUCCAAAUAUGAACUCCCAGAGAGUAUGGGAUAUGACUGCAAGAUUGAACAACCAUACCAGAUUUAAAUUGGAUUAUCAUUUUUAAAUGUGUACAGUAAAGGGACUUUUUCCCACACCACAUGAUGUCCUUCCUUUCUCUUUCAGUGAUGGGAGCUUUAAUCAGCUAAAAUAAUGCAAAAGUUCCUAUAUUUCUGCAUUCCUCUUCAGAUUCCUGCAAAUACAUGAGUCAGACUUAGCGUGACGUCAGUCAGCACCUUCUCAGCUACUUCACACAGCGUCGCCUCCACCGUUUUACAUACAUGAGCAGAACAUCAAAGCUAAAGACUACAGAUUAUACAGCAAGGGGAUCUCACCUCUGCCGAGAGCAGUGUAUAAGUCCCACCACAUAAGCUCAGUCAAAAUCAUUGACAUCAAUUUAAAAGCAGAACGUCACAAGAAAAUCAAUCGUGUGUUUCAGUGGUGUCAUGUUGCCAUCAGCUAAAUGUAACUUUUCUAAAAAACCUUUCAUAGAGAAAUGUAUUUCACAGAUGUAUGUAAAACAACCUGAGCUGGACUGAUGUAUAUUGUCUCCAGUUUGAAAACAAUUUCUGCUACUGUGCAGUCUACACACUUGGAAAAUUAAUUGACGGGAAAAACUGCUGAAAUGCCGGUGCCAGAUUUGGUGGAUGCUAAACUGUACACUGACUCCAUGUGCAUGGUUUUGAAUUUUGAUUAGCCUUUUAAUUCUCUUAGUACUUCAUCAUACUGAAAAUGUUGAACCUCUUCCUGCUUACUGCUCUGAAAUCUUUCUGUACCGUCUGUCUGAUAUUUCUAUAACCCCUGAAGCUGGACUGUUUCACUGUGAAAUAAUGCUAAAUUGUGAAAAAUCCCAGCGAAAUACAAAGUCAAGGAUGUGUCUUGAGCUUGUGAGUGACCUGUUCCUUUAGUUUGACUUGGGACCUUUUUGGUUGUUCCAAAAGUUCAAUGGUGGGAUUGGUCUGUUACAGACUGAUGGUACUGCAGCUGUUUGAAGGCUGUUAGAUGUUGGGUUUGCUAAGUGUAAAAUAUACAGUGUGACAAAUUUCCAUUGUACCUGAUUUGAGUGUGUUUGAUCUGCACUAAACUAGACUGUCAAUGAAUGUUUCUAUGCUAACAUCGGUUGAUAUACCAAGCGUCAUUCUCUGUAGGCAGUUUAAGAGGGAUUAGAGACUUUUCAAGUACUUGGGUAAUGUUUCUUUGUGUUUGUGUUUUUGUGAGUGCUGUACAUUGCCUUACUUUGUGCUUUUGUGUGAGAACUGUUUUCUAAGCUGGUGGCUCCAUAAGGAGCUGCAAGAAAUCUAAAGUCAUUUUAACACAAGAACACAUGUGUGCUACAUAUAAGAACGUACAACUGUGGAAAAUAUCCUGAGCUGAUUUUCUGAGGUGAAGAUUUUUUCUGCAUAAAGUCUGCAGUAGAUUUUUUAUUUUAUUUUUAUUUUUUAAAUUUACUCAAGCGUUAAAUCUUUUUCCCUUCCCAAAUGGUUAGAAAAUGGAAAGUAAAUUCCCAGAUAUCUUGGCCUUGACUGAAUGUGAACCAGUUGUGAUGAUAUGUUGUUUGUUUGGAACCAGAAAACCCUGGAGCUUCAUGUGUGAAAAUGUCUUCAAGUGAUGCUAUAUCCAUUAGUUUGUUGGUUCUACAAGAAAAGUUUUGAAUUAAAUAAGAAAAAUAUGAGAAAAUAUUAUUAAGAUAGAAGUCAGUUACAGACCUUUGUUGCCUUCUCCUCACACACUUGUAGGCAGCAGGUUUUCAUUAGGAAAAUCAAUCUACAGUGAAUCUGUAGGAUACAAUUAUUAGACAUUAAACAGGGCUACCAUGCUCAUAGACACCUGUAACUUUUGCUUAAAUGGUGUAUUCAGUUCCUUAAGCCUUGAGCACAGUGGGUGCUUUAGUAGUCGCAAUGUCCUGCUCCUGUCGGACACUUUUAGAAACGAUAAUCAGUUGACCAAAUGUUACCAAAUCGUGUAACUUUUGGAAAUUUACCAGAGUCCUUCCAUUCUGAUGUGACGUAUUCAGCUGCAAUGCUUCAGAUGAAAUGCAUGUAAACCAGUGUUCACACUUCCGACCAGGGGUGGGAAUUUGAAUACAAUAUAGACAGAGCCUACUCAUCUUGAAUUUGUUUUGUUUUAUUCUGUGUGGUUAUCUGGCUGUCCCUGCCUUUCUAACAAGAGUAGGCUCAAUUUGCAUUUGGUUCGGACAGGGGAUUCACAUUUUAUUCAAAAUAAAACUAAUAACAAAUGACUUAUUAUUGGAGUGGGGUAGCAAUGAGUUGAUAGUCACUUCAGUUUACUGGUUUUAAAUACUGUGUCUUCUAUAGGACUCUGACACCUGUUUAAAUCGUUCUGGUUCCAGCCAUACAGAGGUCAAAUCAGUUGUGUGGUUAACCUGACCACUCACUCUGCCUCUAACCAGCACAUAAGGGCAAUAAUAAUAAACUGUUUCUUUGAAUUUGGAAGCUGGGUGGCAUAUUUAUUCCAGUGUCGUCUGGGGCUUUUUACAUGAAAGGGUAGUGGACAACUAAAUCAGAAGCAAUUAAUGAAAGUUGGUGUGCUAUUUAAAGGCUAUGGAGUGAGGGUUACUGUCAGGUGGUUUGCUCUGUGAGUGAUUAAUCAUUCUUUUGCUGUGAAUUCUCAAUAAAGCAUAUGUGUGCAUGAA